Molecule: messenger RNA, 1587 nt
Organism: Closterium sp. NIES-67
Lineage: Eukaryota; Viridiplantae; Streptophyta; Zygnematophyceae; Desmidiales; Closteriaceae
Source: the annotation of a GenBank genome assembly
AGCGUCAGUCGCUCAACGCAGCACAGCACAACUCCAUUCUGCCUUGCUCGCUGGCGCGGUGUGAAUCUGUGAUAGUUCGAACGGAACGGAACGGGCAAGGCAACACCUAGGGUAGGGCGACCACUGGGUACACGGGUUCUAGGAGCUCCCGAGUUCUAUCAGCGAGAUCACGCGCUCGAGAGACGCGCGCCGUGAUUUAUCGACGGCCGCCUCGAUCCACAGAAGGUCGCCGUGAUCCAUUGACGGCCACCGUGAUCCAUUGACGGCCACCGUGAUCCAUUUGACGGCAACCGUGAUCCAUUGACGGUCGCGUGGCUGUUCCCUGUCCCGUCCAGCUGCUACUUUUAGGCUCCUUAGUAAUAGUUACGUUUCUAUACUUAGUCUUUUCGUUUUUCCAGCUGUGACUCUCGUCUUGGAAUCGGCGAGUCGCCAUUCUUUGUACUUGGUAUAUCGUCCGUCUCCGCUUGGACAUUCCCUUCGUGCAUUUCCUCCUCCUCCGUGGAAAUUCCCUUGGUAUCUCCGUCCAUCUCCGUCCAUCUCCGUCCAUCUCCGUACAUCGCGGCAUCGCAUGGCGGGCCGCUCGCCGCUAGGCACGGCGGGCUUGCGGGCGGAUGACGUCAUGAUCGCUGCGAGCGACGCGGCGGUCGUGCGGGAGACGUUCAAGCGGCUGCAGCCGCACCUGAGCCACCACGCGCUCAUCAUGUUCCUCACCAUGUUCGACGUGUCGGAGGAGAUGAGAGACCUCUUCUGGUUCGUGAGGGACAUGGACGAGCCGGCUCCCACCAACCCCGUGCUGCAGAAACACGCCAACGCCGCCUUCAAGCUGAUCUGUGACUCGUGCUGCCAGCUGGACGACAGAGCAGCGGUGGCCGGCAUGCUGCCAGCCAUGCAAGCUCUGGGCGGCAGACACAUCAAGUACAACGUGCGGCGUCCACACCUGGCGGUGUUCCGCAUGGCAUUCCUCAAGACAGUGGCCAAGGCUCUGGGGUCGGGAUGGACGGAGGAAGUGGAGGGCGCUUGGAGCAGGGCGUAUGGGCGAGUGGAGGAGAUGGUUAUGGUGGGGAUGGGGGUAAGAUGAGGGGGAAGCUGAGGGGGGCGACGAAAAGGAUGUGAGGGAUGGGGGGGGAACAGCGGAGGUGGGAGGUGCAUGAGGCAGGGUGUAUGGACGAGUAGAGGAGAUGUUUAUGGCGGGGAUGGGGGCGCGAUGAGGGAUCAGCUGAGGGGGAUGUGGGAGUGAUGAGGGAAAGGCUCUACGGUCUUAGGGCAGAUUCCUACAAAGUGGGAUCUGGCGAAGUUGGAUCUACUUUCGCGCACUGCCGAACAGAACCGCACUGAUUGCACAUUUUCGACAAAUGCCCUGCACUGUACCAUGUGCGUUGGAUCCAACUUCGUAGGAAUCCGCCCUUAGGGUUUUUGAAAGCGUAUGGGUGAAAAGAGGAGAUAAGGACAAAAGACAGAAAUUUGUUUGGGCUGAGUGGAAGGGCCCUAUGACGGUAGUUUCUAUCCAGCGAGCUGCCUGCUUCUUUCUUUGUACAGUCCUUCCUAGCGAUGUUACGUGUACUAAAUUUGCCUAUUGAAUGACAACCA